GGCGGAAGGUGGAAGAAGAAAACCAUGUCCAUGGACCCCACAGAAAAUUACUUCUCCUAUCAUUUGUAUUGAGAUUUUCAUAUAUAUGAGCUGUAAGAAUUAACGACGAGGGGGUAUGCAUUUGCUAACUUGCGCCGGCGGUAGGAUUAACGGCGAAAGAGAAAAAAAUCCUCAGCCUCUCUUCUUUCUCAUCGUUUCUAUCGGAUCAAAAAAUUUCCCGAGUAAACGAAGAAAAGUUCCGAGCAUCGCUCUCAUCGGAGUGUUCCCUAGAAAGUCCUCAAUGGAUCUGCGGGUCCUCCAUCUGAAGGACGCGGCGACUCGAAACCCUAUCUUGUUGUCGUCGAGGAACUCGAUUCCCGAGAAACCGUUUUCCGGGAAACUCGGGAAGUUCAGCGCCUUGGAGAUCAGGGUUCUCAGGCGCAAGCUUUCUGCUUCUGGGUCUCGCUCUUUGUUCGUCAGAGCCACCGCAAAGAAGGGCAACGGCGAUGCUUCUGCUUCCGGAGAUGCUUCUCAGGGAAACAAGUUCUCGAACGGAAAUAAAUCGGACGAAUCUGCGUCUCAAAAGUCCCAUGGCCUGAAUAUGGAUUGGAGAGAGUUCAGAGCAAAUUUGUUCAUGAAGGAGCAGGCAGAGAAAGCGGAAUCCGAGGGUCACAAACCAGCACCAGCGUCUCAGGAGUCAAAACCCUUCGGCCUGAAAUGGGCACAUCCUAUUCCUGUUCCAGAGACUGGUUGUGUCCUAGUCGCCACAGAGAAGCUGGACGGUAUUAGAACAUUCGAGAGAACUGUGGUGCUUCUUCUGAGAUCGGGGACCAGACAUCCGCAAGAAGGGCCAUUCGGGGUUGUCAUCAACCGCCCGCUUCACAAAAACAUCAAGCACAUGAAACCAACUAAUAACGAACUCGCUUCCACAUUCUCAGAUUGUCCCUUGUACUUUGGUGGGCCUCUUCAAGCAAGCAUGUUCUUGUUAAAAACAGGUGAUAAAGCUAAGCUACCCGGGUUUGAAGAAGUCAUGCCGGGUCUAAGCUUUGGUGCUCGAAACAGCUUGGAUGAUGCUGCAGCACUUGUAAAGAAAGGAAUGCUUAUGCCACAAGACUUCAAAUUUUUUGUCGGUUACGCUGGUUGGCAGCUAGAUCAACUGAGAGAGGAAAUCGAAUCAAAUUACUGGUAUGCCGCCGCAUGUAGCUCAGAUUUAAUCUGUGGAGCUUCAUCAGAAAACUUGUGGGAGGAGAUCUUGCAGUUGAUGGGCGGUCAUUACUCGGAACUUAGUCGGAAACCGAAGCAGGAUAUGUAGAUGCCAUGUUCCUGUCAGUGACUGAACCGCAAGUUAGCAGAGCAGAGGUUUUCUAUAACAUAUAAUAUGUAACCGAGGUGUGUCUCUGUCAAGCCAAAUGUAUAUCUUAUUUAGCUGGCUUGUAUGUGAUAAUAACGCACCUCUUGUUUUGUUGAAAGUAUUUGCUGUCUGAAAACCUUCUGUAUUUGCUGGAAAUGACUGAAAAGUUUGCCUACAA
Molecule: messenger RNA, 1508 nt
Organism: Tarenaya hassleriana
Lineage: Eukaryota; Viridiplantae; Streptophyta; Magnoliopsida; Brassicales; Cleomaceae
Exons: 5
Coding region: 116-1291 (391 amino acids)
Source: RefSeq, a predicted model, not a curated record